AUUUGUUCAUAGAGGAAGUUGGUCUUUUAAAAUAUUUCUUGGUUUUGUAACAUUUGGAUUUCCUGUAAGGUAUACUACAAUACGCACACAUUAAAAUGUUUUGGGGAGUUACAUUAGAAAGUGGAAAACGAUAUUCCCAAGUUGUGGAAUCGUCGUAUCAUUUGUCUAUGGCUGCACUCGAACCCAUGAGUAAAGAAGUGGAGAAAUCAAAUAAAUAUGUUUCUGUUAUGAUUGAACAUGGAAAAUCCGAGUUUCUUCUAUGUACAUUAGAGCAUGAUAGAGUAAUGCAAGUUCCUUUAGAUCUUGUUUUUGUAGAGGGAGAAGAAGUGAGCUUUUUUUUAAGUGGUGAAGGUAUUGUUCAUCUUACUGGCUACGUGACUGACGAAAGACAAGAAGUCAACGAUGAUUCAUAUCAAGAAGACUCUCAAGACGAAUGUGAAACAUCAUAUGAUGACGAAAACAUGUACGAUGAUGGCGAUGACGAUUAUUACAGUAAGUUAAUGCAGGUAGAGGAAGAUUCAGACAGUUCGAGCAAUGAAGAAUGGGUUCCACAGAAAGUAAACAAGAAGAAGAAACAUGCCAAAAAGGAUAAAACAUCAAAAGGCAUAAAAAGUAACUUCAAAAUGCAAAGUAAUUUAUUAGAAGACUCUGUUCCUGUUUUAGGGAAAAGUAGAUCUAAAAAUGAAGAUGAGGACGAAGAUGAGGAUGAAUGUGAUUCUGAAGAUAAUUCAUCUGAAGAAACAAAUGAAAAUUUUAUAGAGGUUCAUAGACAAGAAUCAAACAUUCAUUUUAAACCCAAAAGUAAGAAACAUUUUAAAAAAGAAGAAACAUUCUCCCCAUUUGAAGAACAGUCAAGUAUGAAAACUUCAAUGCCUGUCAUUUCCAGAAAGAUUUCAGAGGAUCAGAUACUAAAUAAACAAGUAAAUUGUUCUUCUAUAAAGAAACAUAAGAAAAUAGCAAACAAACAGAAAUUUUCACAAAAAAACAAAAUUAAUUAUGAAGAGGAAAGACCUUUACAAGAAAAUGCAACGUUUUCCUCCCAAAAAAAACGACUGAAAAAGAAACAUAAUUUUAAAGCACAUGGAAAUACAGAUAAUGCCUCUGAAAAUUAAAGCAUAAUUUGUGUCACAAAAUGUCAGUGAACUGAGAUA
Messenger RNA from Centruroides sculpturatus (bark scorpion), 1151 nucleotides. RefSeq names its product 46 kDa FK506-binding nuclear protein-like. The coding region runs from base 96 to 1112 and encodes 338 amino acids. Lineage: Eukaryota; Metazoa; Arthropoda; Arachnida; Scorpiones; Buthidae. The transcript is spliced from 2 exons. The record is from RefSeq and is a predicted model, not a curated record.